This is a messenger RNA of Penicillium canariense, 2409 nucleotides long. RefSeq lists its product as uncharacterized. NCBI's taxonomy places the organism in Eukaryota, Fungi, Ascomycota, Eurotiomycetes, Eurotiales, Aspergillaceae. Gene Ontology annotation, molecular function: potassium ion transmembrane transporter activity. The transcript is spliced from 4 exons. Gene Ontology annotation, cellular component: membrane. The record is from RefSeq and is a predicted model, not a curated record. The coding region runs from base 1 to 2409 and encodes 802 amino acids. Gene Ontology annotation, biological process: potassium ion transmembrane transport.
AUGGCGACCGUCCGAAUCGCAGAUCCCGCGUAUGCGGGAGAUGAGCCCGGACAGCUGCCGUCAGACGAUGAUGCAUCAACGAUGGGCCCAGCUUUCUCCAAGUCGCAAUCGAUGGCCCGAUCCCAUCAAGGGGACGUCCACGAGAGUAUUUACAAUAUCCGCUCCCACCCCAGGAUGCCGGAGCGGAUCAGUAGCAAGAUCUCCGCUGAGCAACCAGACGACGACCCAGGCUUGCGAAACCCGGGCGACUUCAAGCAGAGACAGGUAUUCAAAGGCAAGAUGCUUUUUUGGCUGGCAUAUCAAUCCGUGGGCGUAAUUUAUGGCGAUAUUGGCACCAGUCCCCUCUACGUCUUCUCGUCCACUUUUUCGUCCCCUCCCUCUCGGCCAGACCUAAUCGGCGCCCUCUCCAUCAUUAUUUGGAGCCUGUUCAUGAUGGUGACUGUCAAGUAUGUGCUGGUGAUUCUUCGUGCCGAUAAUGACGGCGAAGGUGGCACUUUCAGUACCUAUUCCCUUCUCAGCCGCUAUAUGAAUAUCACCCACCGUGAUCCAAGGGAGGCUUCGUUGAUCCAGAUGAAACGGUACUUAUCCGGUGAUCUGGAGCACGCGGGUCAGAAAGUGCGCCAACGCUUAGAGUCCAGUCGGUUCGCGCGAGGGCUGCUAAAAGUGAUCGGUGUGCUGGCUGUCACUAUGGUACUAGCCGAUGGCCUGCUCACUCCAGCCCAGUCCGUUCUCGGAGCCGUUCAGGGCAUUGAAGUUGUGCAACCGAGCAUAUCCAAAGGCACAGUAAUCGGUGUCACUGAUGCCAUCCUCGUCGUGCUGUUUUGUAUUCAGCCGCUGGGAAUCACAAAAUUAUCCUUCGCGUUCUCACCGAUCGUGAUCAUAUGGCUCGCUUUUAACGCGGCGUUCGGGAUAUACAACCUCACCAAGUAUGAUGCCGGGGUUUUCGUGGCUUUUAAUCCUGGCCUCGCGUUUCAGUUCUUGAUCCGUAAUAAGACAGAAGGAUGGAAGAUGCUGGGUGGUACUUUGCUCGCAUUCACAGGUGUGGAAGCUCUCUUUGCGGACCUGGGUGCCUUCAGCCGAAAAGCGAUCCAGAUCAGUUGGCUGUGCUACACGUUUCCCUGCCUUUUGUUAGCAUAUAUCGGGCAGGCCGCAUAUAUCAGCACCCACCCAGAGGCGUACUCAAAUCCCUUUUUCAACUCGGCCCCACCUGGAACCCUCUAUCCAGCCUUGAUCAUCGCCAUUCUAGCUGCUGUUGUUGCCUCGCAGGCCAUCAUUACCGCAACCUUCCAGCUUCUUGCACAAGUGAUGAAACUCUCCUAUUUCCCUCAGAUCAAAGUCAUACAUACUUCUGAGAUUUUCCACGGGCAGCUUUUCAUUCCGAUCGCGAAUUGGCUGCUGAUGAUUGGAACCAUCCUGAUCGCAUCCAUCUAUAAUAACACGACGUCCCUGGGUAAUGCCUACGGCGUGUGCGUUAUGUUCGUGACAUUUUUCGACACCUGCAUGGUUUCUCUGGCUGCAAUGUUCGUCUGGAAGAUCAGCCCGUACCUUGUUCUCCUCCCGUGGCUCACCUUGGCCUGCCUGGACGGUACAUAUCUCUCCUCUGCGCUGAACAAGGUGCCUCAAGGAGCCUGGUUCACAAUCACGCUCGCUGCAAUCCUCGCCAUGCUGUUUCUGUUGUGGCGAUACGGCAAAGAGCAGCAAUGGUUCGCCGAAGCUGAGGACCGCUUCCCCACAUCACAUUUCAUCGUUUCUAGUCCAGAUGGCCAAAUAUUCCUGUCCAAACGAUAUGAUGGCCUUCCAGUCAGCAUCACCCGCGGUCUUGGGAUCUUCUUCGACAAAGCGGGCGAGACGACCCCGACCGUGUUCAGCCAGUUUGUGCUUAAGCUCACCUCCUUGCCUGAGGUGAUUGUCUUCUUCCAUCUCCGCCCCCUCGAGCAACCUUCAAUCGCCCCUGAGAAUCGAUUUACCGUGUCGCGGUUGGCCAUUCCAAAUUGUUACCGGCUGGUUGUUCGAUACGGCUAUAAUGACGAGAUCAUCACACCCAACUUGGCGAGUGUGAUCGUCGACCAGGUCCGGAAUUAUCUAACAACGAGAAGUGCCAGCGUGUCCUUAGACGAAGAGGAUGAAGCAAAGGAUUCGGUCACCCCUAAUAGCACCGCCGCGGAAGGCAGCACAGACGCGCGCGCAUUCCUCGGUUCUGAAAUCGCCAAUCUGGAAGCGGCAUAUUCACACAAGGUGCUCUACAUUGUCGGGAAGGAGCAGAUGAAAAUCAAGCCCAACACAGCGCACUUCCGAAGAGCCUUGCUACGCGUUUUUCUGUGGAUCCGGGAUAAUACGAGGAACAAAAUGGCCAACCUCCGGCUGCCAACAGAUAAGCUCAUUGAAGUAGGAUUUCUCAAAGAGAUAUGA